CGAGCGGCGUAGCGGAUCCCGGAGCCCGGCCCCCGCCGCCCGCCCGUCCGGCCGCCUGCCCCGCCCGUCCGGCCCCCGCCGGCCGCCCGCCCCGGCCCGGCGCGCCCGCCCCCACCCCCGGCUCCCCCCGACGGCCCCGCCCGGCCGCGGCCCCCGCUCCGCCCGCCCGGCCCCGGCCCCCAGGAGGAGGCGCUGACGCAGCAGCGUGGAGCCCGGGAAUUGAGCGCCCCCGGGGGGUUCCAGCCGCCGGAUUCCAGCCCGGCCGGGGCCUGCGGGCGCCCGGAGCCGCGCCGUCCGCGCCAGUCGUCCCCGGUGACAGGGACUCCAUGACACACACUCGGAGAAAGUCCCUUCCCAUGCUAAAUUCAGGCUCCCCUGGUCGCCAGGAGUCCCUGCAAAUGGAGGACAGCCACAUGGAGCAGGGCAUAGAGGGUGUGGAACCAGGUGUGCCUGAUAGCCCCGGGCAUCUCACAGGACGCCGCAAGAACUACCCACUGCGCAAGCGUCCACUGGUUCCUGAGAAGCCCAAGACCUGCAAAGUGCUACUGACUCGCCUGGAGAAUGUGGCUGGUCCACGCAGUGCCGAUGAGGCUGACGAGCUGCCUCCUGACCUGCCCAAGCCCCCCAGCCCAGCUCCAUCCAGCGAGGACAUUGGUCUUUCCCAGCCCCGUAAGCGACGCCUGGCCUCCCUCAAUGCCGAGGCCCUCAACAACCUGCUGCUGGAGCGGGAGGACACAAGCAGCUUGAUGGGCACCCGCCGCAAUCGAGGGGGAGACCCUCAGCGCAGCCGGGACCGUGACCGGGCCAGCAGCACUUGGUCCUCCAAGAAGCGACCCCGACUCGGGGACCUUGGAGAAGGAAGUCGGGACUUGUCUCCAGAGCCAGCCCCCGAUGAAGGUGGCCGUAGAGAUGGAGACCCAGCUCCAAAGAGACUGGCUAGCCUGAAUGCAGCGGCCUUCCUGAAGCUGAGUCAGGAGCGCGAGCUUCCCCUGCGACCGCCUCGGGCCCACACAGACACAGAUGGACGCUCCACUGAGAUCCCUGCGCCCAAGGCCCCAAGGCCAAAGUGGGCCAAGGUCAAUGGCAAAAACUAUCCCAAGACCCGACAGGGGGUGGGCUCUGGGGAAGCUGCAGGCCCAGCAGGCUGGCAGGGGCACCACGAUGAGCCGUGGCCAACUGCCACUCGUCGUGAGCCAGCCAACCAACUCCCUCAGCAGCCCCUGGGGAAGGCUGUAGAGCCCCCCUUGCAGCUGCGUCCACAGCUGCCAUUGCUCAUGGGCGGGCAGGCAGCUCUGAAACCGGAGCCUGGGCGCCCAGGUGAGGAGUCGCCUGCUCCCAAGCAGGAACUACAUCAACCCUCUUUUCCCACUCCUCAGCUGUCCUUGCUGCCCAUGCCUGGCAAUCCUGCCGACUACAGUGGCCUAUGUGCUAGGCCAGAGCUCACGGCGCUGGGCAGCUUCUACGUGUACUGUGGCCAAGAAGGGCUGAAGUGUGCAGGCUACUCGGCCUGCCCCGUGCUCCCGGAGGGCAAGUUGUCCCCAGUGGCUGCUCCUAACGAGGGGCUCCUCAUGGCAGCGAACUCAGUGCCCUCAGGCUCGCCUUUCCAGCAGCCUGCCUGGGGCUCCUCUCGUUAUUGCUCCAGUGAGGACACUGCAAUGAAUGGCUACAGCAUCUGUGGAGUGUUGCCCUUGUCUCUGAGCCACGUUGGCACUACCUGUGGCAGCUGCCCCUACAAAAUGCCUUUUGCAGCAGGCUGCAGGUCCCUGGGCCAGCUGGAAUUUCCUCUCCCAGAAGCCUCACCUGCUCACCCUCUCCUGGGAUGCCCGGUACCCAGUGUGCCACCUGCAGCAGAGCCUGUCCCACAUCUUCAGACACCCACCUCGGAGCCCCAGACAGUGGCUCGUGCAUGCCCACAGAGCGCCAAGCCGCCCAGCGGGUCCAAAUCAGGUCUGCGCACGGGCUCGGGCUGCAGGCACACCGCCAGGAGCAAGACUGCCCGCAGGCCUAGCCACCCAAAGCAGCCACGGGCCCAGCGCCCCCGUCCCCGCCGUCGUCGCCGCCGCCGCACUAAUGGCUGGGUACCUGUUGGGGCUGCCUGUGAGAAGGCUGUCUAUGUCCUGGAUGAGCCGGAACCAGCCAUCCGCAAGAGCUACCAGGCAGUAGAGCGGCGUGGUGAGACAAUCCGGGUCCGGGACACAGUCCUCCUCAAGUCAGGCCCUCGAAAGACAUCUACACCCUACGUGGCCAAGAUCUCUGCCCUCUGGGAGAACCCUGAGUCAGGAGAGCUGAUGAUGAGCCUCCUGUGGUAUUACAGACCCGAGCACUUGCAGGGAGGCCGCAGCCCCAGCAUGCACGAGCCUUUGCAGAAUGAAGUCUUCGCUUCGCGACAUCAGGACCAGAAUAGCGUGGCCUGCAUUGAGGAGAAGUGCUAUGUGCUAACCUUUGCGGAGUACUGCAGGUUCUGUGCCAUGGCCAAGCGCCGAGGCGAGGGCCUCCCCAGCCGGAAGACAGCACUGGUACCCCCCUCGGCAGACUACUCCACCCCGCCGCAUCGCACAGUGCCCGAGGACACGGACCCUGAGCUGGUGUUCCUUUGCCGCCAUGUCUAUGACUUCCGCCAUGGCCGCAUCCUCAAAAACCCCCAGUAGCCUCCUUGUGCCCACACUGGGGCCGCCCAGGGGCAAGUGGGGCACAGGACGGGGGUAUUGCUUGAAGCACAGCACUUGGUUAAGGAGCCACAGGGUCUGAGGGUGCGGCCUGUGGUUCUCUUGGGAGGGAGGGCAGGGGCCCACUUGGGUGCUGGACCCCAUGGGAGGGAAGGGGAGACCAGGGUUGCAGAGAAGUCGCAGAGCCCUCCAUGGUCCCCUGGGUAGAGGCUUCCCCUAGAAGUAGUCUUCCCCAUGGCCCAGCCAGGCCUGAGGAACACACACCCAAGGGAUGAGGGACGAGGGUCCUUGAGGCCCCGGGCCCCACAGGCCUUUGUGCGGCCUCCCUAGGCCUGCAGGGGGCUGUGGGAGCUGGCUUUACCUCACCCACUGUGUCCUUGGCUCUCCCCACCCCCACCCACUCUCCCAGGC
Molecule: messenger RNA, 3077 nt
Organism: Ochotona princeps (American pika)
Lineage: Eukaryota; Metazoa; Chordata; Mammalia; Lagomorpha; Ochotonidae
Gene: BAHD1
Product: bromo adjacent homology domain containing 1
Exons: 7
Coding region: 327-2648 (773 amino acids)
Molecular function (GO): chromatin binding
Source: RefSeq, a predicted model, not a curated record